Messenger RNA from Colletotrichum fioriniae, 1200 nucleotides. RefSeq lists its product as uncharacterized. Gene Ontology annotation, molecular function: carbohydrate:proton symporter activity. The record is from RefSeq and is a predicted model, not a curated record. Gene Ontology annotation, biological process: carbohydrate transport; transmembrane transport. Gene Ontology annotation, cellular component: membrane. NCBI's taxonomy places the organism in Eukaryota, Fungi, Ascomycota, Sordariomycetes, Glomerellales, Glomerellaceae.
AUGGACCAACGUCACAAAUGGAUGGUGACGGCGAAGUUCGAGAAGCGAGCGCUUCUCAUUGCUGUCAACGCCCUUGCCGGAAUGUCAAUCUUCUUCUUUGGUUAUGAUCAAGGAAUGAUGGGCGGUGUAAACAACGCCAAACACUACAUCGACCUAAUGAAAUUUGGAUAUGUCGACGCCGAUGGCACUCCGGUCGUGACCGACACUCUGCUUCAAGGCGGCAUCAUGUCUGUCUUCUAUCUCGGCACCCUGAUCGGCUGUAUGGUUGGAGGAUCCAUCGGCGACCGAUUUGGCAGAAUCAAGACCAUUGCCAUUGGUGCUCUUUGUGGUAUCUUCGGCGCGUCUUUGCAGUGUACCGCUAUGAACUCGAACUGGAUGAUCUGCGCUCGUCUUCUCAAUGGAAUUGGUACGGGCAUCUUGAACGGCAUCGUGCCUGUCUGGGCAUCGGAGCUCGCAGAUUACACCUCUCGAGGUGCCUUCAUCGCCAUGGAGUUUACCCUGAACAUCUUUGGUGUUGUCGUUGCCUAUUGGCUUGGAUAUGCUGUCAGCUUCAUCGAUAAUGGCGAGUCUGCUUUCCGAUGGCGCUUCCCCAUUGCCUUCCAGAUUAUUCCGCUACUUUUCUUGCUAUUCGGAUGCUUCCUAUUCCCCGAGUCACCUCGCUGGCUUUGCAAGGUCGGACGAGACGAUGAAUCCCUCUACAUUCUGCAACGGCUCCGAGGCACCCAUGACGGUAUCGCCGAGGCGGAACUUGCGGACAUCAAGGAUGUGGUCAGACUUGAACAAUCGGCCGAGGGAACCAAGUACCACCACAUGCUCUUUGGUCUCAAGUGUGGAAAACUCCACACAGGCCGAAGAGUGCAACUUGUUAUUUGGCUGCAAAUCAUCCAAUGCUGGACAGGUAUCGCUGGUAUCACCAUGUACGGCCCAACCAUCUUCCACAUCGCCGGUUUCGGUCCAUCUAAAGCUCUCUGGAUCUCUGGUCUGAACAACAUCUUCUACAUGUUCGCCACGCUCAUCUGCGUCUUCACCAUUGACAGGAUUGGAAGACGUUGGACAUUGUAUUGGGGCUCGGUUGCUCAAGGCAUUGCCAUGUUCCUUGUCGGUGGCCUGUCCCGCGGCGGUCUGAAUGCCAGAGCUGUUGGAAAUGACGACGUUGCCAACUCCUGGGGAGCCGCAGCCGCUACAAUGGUUUUCCUUUAG